ACCCUGACCUUGUAAGUAUCAUCCGCAACACAACACAACACAACACAGAUGGCUGUCUCUUCUAAAACCCACACUCAACUUUCUUCACAUCAUUCUCUUCACUAUCAUACCUACUAUACCCAUAAUCUCUCCAAACCAAAUCAAACUCUCUCAAUUCCAUCAAACCCCCAUACCAAAUACUCCCUUACUAAAAAAGCCCACAAGAUAUCAUCAUCAUCAUCAUCAUUCACUACUGAUUCAAUCAACACUGAUGACCCCAAUUCCCUCAUUUCUGACCUCUGUCUUCAUGGCAACUUAAAACAAGCUAUAGCCCUGUUAACCACUAUGCAGAAAGUUCAUAUCUGUAUAGAAGAAGAAACUUUUAUUUCAGUUAUCGAUCUCUGCGAACGAAAGCGAGCAGGGCCCGAAAGUCGUCAAGUUUAUUCUUUGAUUAAAGAUUCCAAUACCCUUUUGAGUUUGAGACUUGGGAAUUCUUUGUUGAGUAUGUUUGUUAGGUUUGGUGACUUGGGUAAUGCAUGGUAUGUGUUUGGUAAAAUGUCUGACAGAAAUGUGUUUUCUUGGAAUGUUAUGAUUGGCGGGUAUGCUAAAUGUGGAUACUUUGAUGAGAGUUUCGACUUGUAUCAAAGAAUGUUGUGGGCUGGGAUUCAGCCCGAUGUGUAUACUUUUGCUAGUGUGUUGAGGAGUAUUGGGGCGGUACGUAGUUUGGAUAGGGGGAGAGAGGUUCAUGUUCAUGUUUUGAGAUUCGGGUUUUGGCUGGUUGUUGAUGUGUGUAAUUCUUUGGUUAGUAUGUAUGUAAAAUGUGGAGAUGUGUCUACUGCAAGGUUGGUUUUUGAUAGAAUGAGUGUCAAGGAUACGAUAUCUUGGAAUGCAAUGAUUUCGGGGUAUUUUGAAAAUGACGAGUGUUUGGAAGGGUUGCAACUGUAUCUUGACAUGCUUGAGUGCUUUGUGGUUCCGGAUUUAAUGACCAUGACUAGUGUGAUAUCUGCGUGUGAGUUUGUUGGUGAUGAGAGGUUAGGAAAAACCGUUCAUGGGUAUGUUACAAAACGUGAGUUUAGAAAAGACGUUUCCAUUGAUAACUCGUUAAUACAGCUAUAUUCUAGUGUGGGAGCUUGGGAAGAAGCGGAAAAUCUUUUUACCCGAAUUGAAUCAAAAGAUGUGGUAUCAUGGACAUCCAUGAUUUCUGGUUAUGAGAAAAACGGGCUACCUGAAAAGGCUGUGGAAGUAUACAAGAAUAUGAAGAUAGAAGGUGUUGUGCCUGAUGAAAUCACUAUUGCUUGUGUUAUCUCUGCGUGUGCUUCAUUAAAUCUCUUAAAUAUGGGGGUCGAGCUACAUGAGUAUGCUAGAAAGACUGGACUAAUUUCACACGUCAUUGUCUCUAAUUCUUUAAUCGAUCUAUACUCCAAAUGUAAACUUAUUGAUAAGGCUUUGGAAGUCUUUCAACUCAUUCCCAACAAGAAUGUCAUAUCUUGGACUUCAAUAAUCCUCGGUCUACAUACGAACAAUCGGAAUCUUGAGGCUCUUACUUUCUUUAGAAAGUUGAAAGCUAGCUUAAUCCCAAAUUCAAUUACUAUAAUUUCUAUCCUUUCUGUAUGUGGUAAAAUAGGAGCUUUGAUGACCGGAAAGGAGAUACAUACGUACGCCUUAAGAAAUGGGCUAGGGUUUGAUGGAUAUGUUCCUAAUGCACUUCUUGACAUGUAUGUGAGGUGUGGAAGUAUGGAAACCGCAUGGAACCAAUUCAAUUCACGACUUCAAGACAUCAUUUCUUGGAAUAUAUUGUUAACCGGCUAUGCUGAAAGAGGAAACGGGCAAGGCGCUAUUAAGUUAUUUAAUAAAAUGGUAACAUUAGGUGUAGAACCCGACCCUGUUACAUUUAUUUCUUUAUUACGUGCUUGUGGUAGAUCUGGGAUGGUAGAAAAUGGGUUAGAGUAUUUCAAGAGUAUGAAAGAAAGUUACGGAAUCGUUCCCAAUCUCAAACAUUAUGCUUGUCUAAUUGAUUUACUAGGACGGGCCGGAAAACUUGAAGAAGCUCAUCGGUUCAUUAAAAAUAUGCCUAUAAAACCUGAUCAGGCAAUAUGGGGAGCGUUGUUAAAUGUGUGUAGAAUCCAGAGGCAGGUUGAGUUAGGCGAACUUGCUGCAUGUAAUUUGCUUGAUAUAAGUGAAGUAGAAAGUGUUGGGUAUUUUACACUUUUGUGUAAUUUUUAUGCUGAUACAGGCAAAUGGGAUGAAGUUGGCCGGUUAAAAAAGCUAAUGAGAGACAAGGGGGUGACAGUAGACCCGGGAUGUAGUUGGGUGGAAGUGAAGGGAAGUAUUCAUGCGUUUCUUACCGGUGAUCAAAGUCAUCCUCAGAUGCAAGAAAUAAGUGCAGUUUUGGAUGGUUUUGAUGAGAAAAUGUGCUGCGAUGAGUUUAAUAGAGACUUGGUUGAUGCUUCUAAAGCGGAUAUUUUGUGUGGACAUAGUGAAAAAUUGGCCAUUGGAUUUGGGCUUAUAAAUACUGCUCCUGGCAUGCCUAUACGAGUAACGAAAAAUCUGUAUAUGUGUCGAGAUUGUCAUGAUAUGGUAAAGUUUAUCUCCAAAGUUGUUAGAAGAGAGAUUACUGUUAGGGACACUGAAUGUCUACAUCUUUUUAAGGACGGUGUGUGCUCUUGUAGAGAUGCUGGUUAUAAGCCAAAAACUUCAUUAUGAAAGAAAUAACCUUGUGAUAUCACAAAAUAAUCAUAGCAUAAUUUCAUACCUGUAGGUAUUCAUUGCCCUGCAUAUGUAUAUCUUGGUGUCUCCAAACUGUUAUUACCACACAUAGAAGGGAUGUAUGGCUGAAAUUUAUCCAUAUUUCAGUUACAUUGUAGAAUGGUAUAAUCUGAACUCAAUAUGAGAUAGUGUUGCAUCAAGAUUAGCUACCGGGAUCACUUCAAACUUCUUUGUAGCUAAUUAGAAUAUGCAAGCUACAAUUUUAGUUUCUAUCAAGCUACUCCGUUCAGGAAAUUGUGUAGUUUCUUGCAUUAGCUCUUACAGAUGCCAAUUCACUGCAACUUUUAUAGCCUUCCUGUACUUGUCUGGUAUGAAGCAACCCAAAGGAGGGGGGAGGGGGUCCGGGUGCUCGUUGAAAUUGGUUAACAGUUGGUUUUAUUUAGUA
Messenger RNA from Erigeron canadensis, 3130 nucleotides. RefSeq names its product pentatricopeptide repeat-containing protein At1g15510, chloroplastic. The transcript has a single exon. Bases 49 to 2682 code for a protein of 877 amino acids. Gene Ontology annotation, biological process: RNA modification. Lineage: Eukaryota; Viridiplantae; Streptophyta; Magnoliopsida; Asterales; Asteraceae. The record is from RefSeq and is a predicted model, not a curated record. Gene Ontology annotation, molecular function: protein binding; RNA binding; zinc ion binding.